AUGACUCUUGCAAGCAUGGAAGAAGUUGUAAACAGGGAAGAAGAUUCAGAUGAGAUUACUGAUUAUCAGAAGGUUGCACUUGCUUAUGUACCUGAUCGUGCAUCUAAGAUGAUUGCAAGAUUCAAUUUCGAGGGCGCCUUCUUUUUGGCCCCAAAUGCACAACAAGUGUCUUUGGCACCAUGGAUCUGCAACCAUAUCGAUAAACCCCUGGCGGAAAUUUCUCUGACCGUGCUUGUGUUGCUAUCUCUUUUUCACCAACUUGUAGCUCAAAUCCACAUCGACAUAGACAAGGGUCUGGUCAGACUAAUUUAUAUGCGACAUGUUGUGGAGCUAAUCAAAGGAGAGCCGAUGAUGUUCAAGUCCAUUCAAAUGUGUUAG
Molecule: messenger RNA, 378 nt
Organism: Microthlaspi erraticum
Lineage: Eukaryota; Viridiplantae; Streptophyta; Magnoliopsida; Brassicales; Brassicaceae
Source: the annotation of a GenBank genome assembly